ACCAGCCACUACAACCCUGCCAAUCUCAAGCACCUGCCUCUACAGUUGGUACAGAUGGCAUUGUCCCAGUCUGUUCCCUUCUCGGCCACAGAGCUUCUCCUGGCCUCUGCCAUCUUCUGCCUGGUAUUCUGGGUGCUCAAGGGUUUGAGGCCUCGGGUCCCCAAAGGCCUGAAAAGUCCACCAGAGCCAUGGGGCUGGCCCUUGCUCGGGCAUGUGCUGACCCUGGGGAAGAACCCGCACCUGGCACUGUCAAGGAUGAGCCAGCACUACGGGGACGUGCUGCAGAUCCGCAUUGGCUCCAUGCCCGUGCUGGUGCUGAGCGGCCUGGACACCAUCCGGCAGGCCCUGGUGCGGCAGGGCGACGAUUUCAAGGGCCGGCCUGACCUCUACACCUCCACCCUCAUCAAUGAUGGCCAGAGCUUGACCUUCAGCACAGACUCUGGACCGGUGUGGGCUGCCCGCCGGCGCCUGGCCCAGAACGCCCUCAACACCUUCUCCAUCGCCUCUGACCCAGCUUCCUCAUCCUCCUGCUACCUGGAGGAGCAUGUGAGCAAGGAGGCUGAGGCCCUGAUCAGCAGGUUGCAGGAGCUGAUGGCAGGGCCUGGGCACUUCGACCCUUACAAUCAGGUGGUGGUGUCAGUGGCCAACGUCAUCGGUGCCAUGUGCUUCGGACAGCACUUCCCUGAGAGUAGUGAUGAGAUGCUCAGCCUCGUGAAGAACACUCACGAAUUCGUGGAGACUGCCUUCUCCGGGAAUCCCGUGGACUUCUUCCCCAUCCUUCGCUACCUGCCUAACCCUGCCCUGCAGAGGUUCAAGGCCUUCAACCAGAGGUUCCUGCGGUUCCUGCAGAAAACAGUCCAGGAGCACUAUCAGGACUUUGACAAGAACAGUGUCCAGGACAUCAUGGGUGCCCUGUUUAAGCACAGCAAGAAGGGGCCUAGAGCCAGCGGCGACCUCAUCCCCCAGGAGAAGAUUGUCAACCUUGUCAAUGACAUCUUUGGAGCAGGAUUUGACACAGUCACAACAGCCAUCUCCUGGAGCCUCAUGUACCUUGUGACCAAGCCUGAGAUACAGAGGAAGAUCCAGAAGGAGCUGGACACUGUGAUUGGCAGGGAGCGGCGGCCCCGGCUCUCUGACAGACCCCAGCUGCCCUACUUGGAGGCCUUCAUCCUGGAGACCUUCCGACACUCCUCCUUCUUGCCCUUCACCAUCCCCCACAGCACAACAAGGGACACAACGCUGAAUGGCUUCUACAUCCCCAAGAAAUGCUGUGUCUUCGUAAACCAGUGGCAGGUCAACCAUGACCCAGAGCUGUGGGAAGACCCCUCUGAGUUCCGGCCUGAGCGGUUCCUCACCGCCGACGGCACUGCCAUUAACAAGCCCUUGAGUGAGAAGAUGAUGCUGUUUGGCAUGGGCAAGCGCCGGUGUAUCGGGGAAGUCCUGGCCAAGUGGGAGGUCUUCCUCUUCCUGGCCAUCCUGCUACAGCAACUGGAGUUCAGCGUGCCGCCGGGCGUGAAAGUCGACCUGACCCCCAUCUACGGGCUGACCAUGAAGCACGCCCGCUGUGAACACGUCCAGGCACGGCUGCGCUUCUCCAUCAACUGAAGAAGACACCACCAUUCUGAGGCCAGGGAGCGAGUGGGGGCCAGCCACGGGGACUCAGCCCUUGUUUCUCUUCCUUUCUUUUUUUAAAAAAUAGCAGCUUUAGCCAAGUGCAGGGCCUGUAAUCCCAGCAUUUUAGGAGGCCAAGGUUGGAGGAUCAUUUGAGCCCAGGAGUUGGAAAGCAGCCUGGCCAACAUAGUGGGACCCUGUCUCUACAAAAAAAAAAAUUUGCCAAGAGCCUGAGUGACAGAGCAAGACCCCAUCUCAAAAAAAAAAAAAAAAAAAAACCAUAUAUAUACAUAUAUAUAUAUAUAGCAGCUUUAUGGAGAUAUAAUUCUUAUGCCCUAUAA
Gorilla gorilla gorilla (western lowland gorilla) is the source of this 1952-nucleotide messenger RNA. It is a transcript of the gene CYP1A2, whose product is annotated as cytochrome P450 family 1 subfamily A member 2. Bases 55 to 1605 code for a protein of 516 amino acids. Lineage: Eukaryota; Metazoa; Chordata; Mammalia; Primates; Hominidae. Gene Ontology annotation, molecular function: oxidoreductase activity, acting on paired donors, with incorporation or reduction of molecular oxygen, reduced flavin or flavoprotein as one donor, and incorporation of one atom of oxygen; heme binding; steroid 17-alpha-monooxygenase activity. The record is from RefSeq and is a predicted model, not a curated record. Gene Ontology annotation, biological process: progesterone metabolic process; hormone biosynthetic process. The transcript is spliced from 7 exons.